UACGUGACGCAUAUCUUCAGUUCCACGCGGAAACGGCACGAAAACACGCGGAAUGAUUUAUGUCGUUUUUAUUCAGAUUAGUUCAGUUCGAAGUAGGAGUUGUGAACGUUGCCGAAAGUUGAAUGCAAACAACUUUUUUUUUUUUUUUUUAAGGGGCCGUCUUUAGUGGCGGGUGUUGGUGGGCGUGGCCUGCAGCGGUGUCCGGGUUUAAGGUCCCACGUGGUGGGCGCACUCACCAUCGAAAGCUGGCCGCGGAGCGACUCUUGCAACACGCUGGGCCCGGGACUGAUGCACACAUGCCCUCCUACUCCCUCGACCACUUCGCUGGCCUGGACCUGGACGACAUCAUGUGCAAGCAACUGUUGAGCCUGGAUCUGAGGGACGCGGACAAUCAGCUGUCACCCAUCGGCCGCGCAAAGGCGGCGCCGGGCUUCGUCGGACAGCAACGUAGCUGCGACGCGUCGCUCUCCCUGGGGGCCCUCGCCCGUCUGGACGCGGGCCCCCCGGACGACUGCUGCCUGUCCUCCGGCAUGUGGGGGCCGCAGCCGGAGGGCCGACAAGCCCCCGGCCGGUGGCGCAAGCACGACUUCCUGUCUCAGCGCUCGCUCAGCAUGGUGGAGACCGGCACGGCGGCGGCGGAGAGUCCGGGCUGGUCCAGCUCGGACGUGAUGAUGAUGCUGAUGAUGAAGGGCGGCCAGGAAGGCGUGGGCCCCGCCCCCAGCGUGUCGUCGUCCAACUCCUCCGCGUCGUCCCGCUACAAGACGGAGCUGUGUCGCUCUUUCACGGAGAGCGGCACGUGCAAGUACGGCGGCAAGUGCCAGUUCGCCCACGGGCCCGACGAGCUGCGGGAUCUCAGCCGGCAUCCCAAGUACAAGACGGAGCCGUGCCGCACCUUCCACACCAUCGGCUUCUGCCCGUACGGGAUCCGCUGCCACUUCGUCCACAACAACGAGGAGGAAAUGGAUCACAUGUCGCGCUCCUCCUCCUCAAGUUUCGCCCUCCAGUCGCGGGCCAACAGAAUCCCGCUCAUGAGACAGAGCAUCAGCUUCUCCGGGUUUCCUACCCCGCCUCAGCACUCCCUUCCUCCUCCUCCUCCCGCCGCCUGUUUCGCACGUGCUCAGUCCGCCUCUCCCCCUUGCGCCGACAUCACCGACCUCCUCGCUCAGGUCUUUUCAGAGACAGAACCUACUACCCUCCAGGCCUCCGCCGCUCCGCAGUACCAACCCGCGUCCGUCGCGGAUCCCCUCUCUCCCUUCCUGCCGUCCCCGGACUCGGGUUGUCCGUCUCCGCCUCCGAGCCCCGGCGCCCCGCCGUUGUUCACGCGGUCCCUCGGCACGCGGUCCCUGUCCUACGCCUCGCUGUCGGAUCAAGACCAGGACGGGGGGAGCUCGGCGAGCUCGCUUAGCGGACUGGAGUCCAGCAGCGAGGGGAAACGCCUGGCCGUGUUCAGCCAGCUCUCCGUCCCCGAGGACGGUGCCGGGUCGGGACUUUAGGCGCAGGACCAGACGUGUGCCAAGUACUACUCACUCGUUUGUAUAUAGAAGUGCUCCGAGUGCCACUCCUCCAAAGCCAAAGAUGUUGAGCUUUGUAGCGACUAGACUUGUUCCAAGUACGGUAGGUAGGCCUCGCGACAAUGUUUUGUUGAGGUCUCCGGCCUUGAAAAACCCGAUGUUGUGUUUUUUAACACGUCUUAAUAAGUACCUGGGGGGUGUUACUGAGCAGUUUGCCAGGUUGUUCCUUCUUGUUUGAGGGUAUUUAUUUUCCCUAUAUACCGAUCAAGAGUAGGGUUAGGGUUUUUGACAGACAUCAGAAGAAAGAAAAAAAAAAGCUCAACAGAAGUCGCUUCAAUUAAAGAAUUGAGUAGUGAAAUUAUUGAUGAAACAUUCCAAGAUGUUCUCGUUCUCUCGUGUUUGGUAUUAACUCUUUUGUUGUUUUUUUUGUUGGGGUAUUGUAACGAUAGCGCUGCGGUUGUUGCCCGAGUCGAGCCACAUCUAGCACACUGUAGCCUUUCCCGUGCUAAAUAAGCCUUUUAGAAAUGUUAUCAGGCUCUUUAUUUGUGUCUUUAAUGUAUUGUUAGAUCUUGUUCUGCUAUUUAAAAGGACCUUUUUUCACCGACGUGUUUUGAGGCUUGUGUUAGUAUUGUAGGUGAUAGCCUUGGUAAAUUAAUUUCUUUAAUUUAUUUUUAACAUAUUUAUAGAGGACUUUUGAGUUGGUAAUGCUUGUAUCAAGUUUAAUAUAUUUGCGUUUCUUUUGCCAUUUUUUUUUUUCUACUGGAAAUAAAGGUUGUUGUUUUUAUUAAAA
This is a messenger RNA of Nerophis lumbriciformis (worm pipefish), 2301 nucleotides long. RefSeq names its product mRNA decay activator protein ZFP36L2-A. The record is from RefSeq and is a predicted model, not a curated record. Gene Ontology annotation, molecular function: metal ion binding; mRNA binding. NCBI's taxonomy places the organism in Eukaryota, Metazoa, Chordata, Actinopteri, Syngnathiformes, Syngnathidae.